Fusarium sp. VM40 is the source of this 2151-nucleotide messenger RNA. The record is from the annotation of a GenBank genome assembly. Lineage: Eukaryota; Fungi; Ascomycota; Sordariomycetes; Hypocreales; Nectriaceae.
AUGUCUUCCGAGGACAAAUACGAAACGCUGGAAAAGAUUGGCCAUGGCUCCUUUGGCAUCAUCCGCAAAGUCCGCCGCAGGACAGACGGCUUCAUCAUGUGCAGAAAGGAAAUCUCAUAUCUACGCAUGUCCCAAAAGGAGCGCGAGCAGCUUCACGCCGAGUUCCAGAUCCUGUCACAUCUACGCCACCCAAAUAUCGUCGCCUACUACCACCGCGAACACCUCAAAGUCAGCCAGGACUUGCAUCUCUACAUGGAAUACUGCGGCAACGGUGAUCUCGGUCGUGUCAUCAAGGAUCUUGCGCUCAAGGGCCAGCGAGCACAGGAAAGCUUCGUCUGGAGCAUCUUCAGCCAGCUCGUCAUGGCACUCUACCGCUGUCACUAUGGUACUGACCCCCCAGAGGUCGGCACCAAUGUCCUUGGCUUGACGCAAGGAACUGUCGGUAACGGCCCCAAGGUUCCUGCUGGAACAAUGACUAUCCUACAUCGUGAUUUGAAGCCCGAAAAUGUCUUCCUCGGAGAGGACAACUCGGUUAAGCUUGGAGACUUUGGUCUGUCCAAGAUGAUCAAGUCCCAUGACUUUGCUUCCACCUAUGUCGGCACUCCCUUUUACAUGUCUCCCGAGAUUUGUGCUGCCGAAAAGUAUACCCUCAAAUCCGACAUUUGGUCACUAGGCUGUAUCAUCUAUGAGCUCUGCGCACGCGAGCCUCCUUUCAACGCCAAGACGCACUUCCAACUGGUGCAAAAGAUCAAAGACGGAAAGUUUCCUGCCUUGCCCGACGUCUACUCUCCCGAGCUUUACCAGGUUAUCAAGGACUGCCUCCGAGUGAACCCUGACCGAAGACCUGAUACUUCGGAGCUCUUGAACUUGCCUGUGGUUAAGCUUAUGAGGAAGGAGAAGGAGGUUGUCGACCUAAACAAGUCUCUUCGUCUCAGAGAGGAUGCCCUCCGUAAGAAGGAAAGGGAUCUCAACGAGAGGCUCUCCAACAUGGAGAGAGAGAAGGAUCUUAUUCGCGAGGAGCUGGACUCGUCACUACGAAGAGAGUGGGAGGUAAAGGCGCGCCUCGAGAUAGACCGUCUUGCCAAUGCCGAAAUUGAGCUGCUUCAGAACCGCUUCGAAGAGGAGGUGCAAGCACGCGUCGAGGUUGAGCUGCAAAAGAAGACUGCGGUAUCGUUUGCUGGGUCAAGGCCUGAGAGCCGAGAGGAUGAGUACGCUUCGUCAAUGGGCAAGUCAGAUCACAAGUCUGACUACCCUCACUCAUCUGUUGGCGGCAGCGAAGCCGAGUUCCCCUCCACAACGGACCUCUCCGAGUACUCCCUCGAUAGUCCCGAGGCGCCUCGCGAGACUAAGAAGACCGCCCGCACACCUUUCGGCCGUGCGCAGACUAUGUUUGUCGGCAAUCAUGGUACACCCAUGGAUAUCGAGAUGAACUCACCCAGCCCUAUCGCCAUUGCGUCACUGUCUCUAUCGCCACGCCGCAACGGAAACACCAAGGCCCCAGUUGCCACGUCGGGCAAUAUCUUCACUGCUAAUGCCAACCGAACCUCCGCUGAUUCACGAUGGGAUCACCCUCAUGAUACAUUAUCCGAUUCCGAAGACGAGGAUGUCAUCCCGUCCCCCACGCGCAAUAUCAAGUCGUCCAAGAACCCGUUCACUUCCAAGACGCGGCCUGUCCUGACUUCACAAAAGUCGUGUCCCAUCAACCGCUUGAAGAACCAGCCUUCAACCUCGGGCUUUGUUUCUAAGCAGAUGCCUCCACCCGAGGCUCCGAGGUCACCUACCCGCCGUCUUAGCAAAAUCCCUUCGGCAGCGAACCUCCAGGAGGCCAGCAGUCAGGGCUUGACGCGCCAAAACUCUGGAAACAGCAAGAAGAGCAACUCGGACGACGGCCUAGGCAAGGUUGCAGCUAAGAACAACAUCCGAGGUCGCACCCUGGUCGAGCUACAACAAGCUCGUGCUGGUGGACGUCCUAUGAGUGCUAUUGUCAUGCCUAGCACAGGCGAGAACGUUAGCCCUAAGAGGGCCUUCCGAGACCGCAUUGGUGCUGAGCGCAAGUCGAGCGGCGAUGAGCCCGUAGCUGUCUGGGAUCCGGAGAGGGACGAGAUGCCCAGUCCUUUCCUGGUCCGACAGCGACGGAUUGCUCGGGUGUAG